UAUUUGUCAAUCGUUGUCUUGUACUUCCUGUAUCUAGAUCUUGGAGAGAUGAUGAGCGCAUAGCCAGGAAACAGCUAUACUUUAAGCCAUCUCCAGCAAGAUGAGCUUCGUUCUGGACCAGGUCCAGCGCAUCGACGCGCAACUCGAUCGUCUCCAACUCGCGUCGCUGCCAGCAGCUGCCGCACAGUCUCCAACUCUCACGCGAGCUCAAACCUAUGCGCCAGGAAACAGCUAUACUUUAAGCCAUCUCCAGCAAGAUGAGCUUCGUUCUGGACCAGGUCCAGCGCAUCGACGCGCAACUCGAUCGUCUCCAACUCGCGUCGCUGCCAGCAGCUGCCGCACAGUCUCCAACUCUCACGCGAGCUCAAACAGACUUUCCGACCGACUCGCAACGUUCCCUACCUCCCGAGCGAAUCGCAGCCCUUCAAACAGCAAUCAGAGGCCUCACGCCUGGCAGCUCUGAGAGCAGAUUUCUCCUCAAGCCAUGGCAGAUACAAACAGCACUUUCAGCGUUGAGCGAUAGGCCAGAGGCAACUACAUCAAGUGGAGGAGAAGAUGCAGAGGCUCCAGUAAGAGACGAGCUUGAGACCGAGCUCGAGUGGCUUCUGGUGUCGAAGGCCACCACACAAGUAUACGGGCACGUUUUGAGCAGCAUCUUGGACGAAGCUGUACGGCUGUCUGAUGACAUAUGGUACUGGGAUGAAGUGCUAGGAUCACAGCAGUAUACGGCUCUGUACAGUAUACAGACAUCACCAUUACGGCUCUGGGCCUGGAGUAGCAACAUAUGGGACGACGUGAAGGCGCGAGGUGGAAAUUUCAGCAUUAGAGGCGCGAGCCAAGAUGCGAGCGACACAUUGACAGAACGCUGGAAGCAGUUUUAUGGUCUCGUAAGGCAAGUCGUGAAAGAGAAGAGCGUAAGAGAAGUGCACAAGCAGAUGCUUUCGCCCGUGACUAGGAUCAAGGGCGAGGUACGGCAGAAGCAGGCAGCGUUGAAGAAAGUCAGGAUACGGAAUGCAAAUGCGCUGGGAGUUCUACUUGGUGAAGGGCUAGCAAACGAAAGUGGACAUGGAGAAGGUGUCUCAAGUCCUGUGACGCAGGAUGUGCAGCACAAAUGGAGAGCUUCGGUGGCACGGAAUGUGGCAUUAAUGGAAGCCGUCCUGGUGAAGAUCAACGACCUCGAUACGCCAGUUGACAAAUUCGACUCAUCAAUCGCGGCUCUCACGGACGAGGACCCUCUCUAUGCUCUGGAGUCGAAUGAGGUGGCUGUCUUUCCGCAAUCUGUUGCUGAAAGACUGUCCAGAGUCAUCACACUAGGACUAUCGCAGUACUCCGACUCCACCAGAGCAUUGGCGAGGGAACACGGCAAACCUCCUCGCCUCGUCCGAUACUGGCUACCAAUCGCAUCUGGUGUCAUGUUUUCAUCAACCAUUCUAAGGAUGCUAGUCAACCGAAAAGCCGAAGUCGUCCAAUGGAUCCAGGAUCUUGGCGCUACUGUCGUAGACUUCUGGCAGAACUGGGUUCUUGAGCCUACUAGGAAUGUCAUUCGCACGAUCCGCCAUGACGAAGGCAGUGAGAUCAGCAUCAUGUCGAAACGAUCACUUGAAGGUGAUAGGGAAAGCCUUGAGCGUAUGGUCGUCGAUUUUGCUGUUGAUAAUCCUGGCAAUGCGACUGAAUCGGGAUCAAGCCUAAGUGAGGCUGAGAUCGCGGAUAUUCGGGCAAAGGUCAGAGAAGGAGACCUCACACCCGUUCUCAAAGCAUAUGAGAAGGACUUGACUUCCCCUCUGAUGGGCGCUGUCCGCGGAAACCUGAUUCGAGCACUUCUCAUCCAGAUUCAGAAGACGAAAGUAGACGUCGAGGUCGCCAUGGGUGGUAUCGAUUCGCUGCUGAAAUCACAGGAACUUUUGAUUGGAUUCAUCAGUCUCACUCCAGGACUUCUCGUGGCAUAUGGUGUCACGCACUACAUUCGAUCAUCGCUUUCAGAAAAGCGUGGUUCCAGCGCAGCUCGAAAACAGGGCAAAAUGCUCAGGCAACUGCGUAAUAUCGAUCGCAUCCUCACCAGCAGCCAGCCCACAGAGUAUGGCGAGCUAUUGUACAAAGACCAAGGAUUACUGCUCUGCGAGGUACAUGUGUUACGGCAAUUUGCACAGAAAGCUAUGCCGACAGAAAUAUACAGAGAGUUUAGUGAUGAAGCCGAGGAGCUCAGCGACGUCAGGAUGGGCAUUGAACGGCAGCGAAAAGUUGCAGCUCGGAUCAGAUGGGCAUAUGGCCGCUGGUUGACAUGAGCCUGUGACCAGAAACACUCAGGUCGGAUCGGAUGGCUGAGCCACGGAUGGGCUGAUGGGUAGGGGUAGGGGUAGGGUAGGGUAGGGCAGGCUGUGACGCGUAAGCUCAGUCACAUGACAGCACGUGACUUCUUGGCAGGAGAAGGAUUUCUACACUGUAUUUUAGACUAUAGAAUAAGCAGAAUAUAGGCAAUU
Molecule: messenger RNA, 2477 nt
Organism: Pseudocercospora fijiensis CIRAD86
Lineage: Eukaryota; Fungi; Ascomycota; Dothideomycetes; Mycosphaerellales; Mycosphaerellaceae
Exons: 2
Coding region: 258-2282 (674 amino acids)
Cellular component (GO): mitochondrial outer membrane
Source: RefSeq, a predicted model, not a curated record